AUGACCACACACCGCGGUGCCGUUAUGGAUACUUCAACGGAUCCUCUUCUUGCUUUGCGUCAGGCAAUAAAGGCUCGUGCGAAAAUUACAUAUGCUGCUGGAUCAGAAGACACUAGUUCUCUUGCUUCAGCUACCCACAUUGUCCUUCCCCCAGCUCUCUCCAUAUCCAAGUCUGCUUCAACACGCCUGCGCAGGCCUGGCGCUUCAUCCACAAAUCCUGCAACAAAUCCCCAGGAGUUCUUUUCCUUUGAGGCAGUAUACCUGGCAUGGCUCUUGCGAGAGUCUUCUGGCGCCGAAUACAUGAAACAGGCCAGAGAGAAUGGCCUUGCAGUUGGCUUCGUGAGUGUAACGGAGCGGAAGAAUGUUGUAGACUGGUUGGAGGGGAAGAUUACUGAUCUCGAUGAUAUUGUGUCCAUGAAUAACGAAUCAACGACUCCACCAGGUACACCCCCUCAACUCAAGUCCGGGUCUGCUCUCCCCACCACCCCACUUAUUUCGAAGGCUGGCGAUACGUCGAGUCCUCUCAAGCGCCGUUACCUUGCGGAUCCGGCUGACAUAGAGGUUGUCAAGAAGAUCAAGCAAAAUGAGAUUGAACUACAAGACAGGACCACGGUGCUACGGGGCGUCAAACCGAAUAACUUUUUGACUGUGCGGAGUACAUAUACAGAAAAGCUCAAGAAACUUAAAGAAGCAGGCAAAGGCGGGGCCUCUACCGCAUUAGCAUCCACUCCAGAUCCAAAAUUACAAGCACGCAAACCUAAGAACCUCUAUCCCAUCAUCAUGAUAUCCUCGUCGCCCACCGCAUUAGUCACGAUGCAUAAUGUCAAACGCUUCCUUCAGGAGGCUGUUUUCGAGCCCUCGCAGGAUGCGCGUGCGCGUGCGUUGGCUGAUGGAAACGCAAAGCCAGAAGAUCUCAUCCCCAUUUAUCGUAAGCGAACAACGAUAGACACGUCCGGCCGUGAGACAGAGAUCAAUGCACGCUAUUACGUGGUGGAUAGUACAGAGGCGCUCGCGAAAUUCGGAGCAGAUCCUUGGGACCGUGUUGUCUGCGUCAUGACUACCGGUCAGGCGUGGCAAUUCAGGUCAUACAAAUGGAGCGAACCAAAAACUUUAUUCCAUCAUGUAAAGGGAAUUUAUGUUUCUUGGACGAAUGAUCCACCGAAUACCAAGAUCAAGGAUUGGAAUGUUACCGAGCUGAAGAUUGAUCAACAUCGGCGGCAUGUUGACAAGUCAGUGGUUGCACAUUUUUGGAAGACCCUGGACACUUGGACAACCACGAACAAGCCUUGGUUGUUGCAAGGAUAA
Messenger RNA from Fibroporia radiculosa, 1305 nucleotides. RefSeq lists its product as uncharacterized. The record is from RefSeq and is a predicted model, not a curated record. Gene Ontology annotation, cellular component: Cdc73/Paf1 complex. Lineage: Eukaryota; Fungi; Basidiomycota; Agaricomycetes; Polyporales; Fibroporiaceae. Gene Ontology annotation, molecular function: RNA polymerase II complex binding. Gene Ontology annotation, biological process: positive regulation of transcription elongation by RNA polymerase II; transcription elongation by RNA polymerase II. The transcript has 8 exons. Bases 1 to 1305 code for a protein of 434 amino acids.